Molecule: messenger RNA, 2786 nt
Organism: Nothoprocta perdicaria
Lineage: Eukaryota; Metazoa; Chordata; Aves; Tinamiformes; Tinamidae
Gene: NDUFA9
Product: NADH:ubiquinone oxidoreductase subunit A9
Exons: 11
Coding region: 15-1157 (380 amino acids)
Cellular component (GO): mitochondrion
Molecular function (GO): protein-containing complex binding
Source: RefSeq, a predicted model, not a curated record
GUGGGUAAGGCAAGAUGGCGGCUGUUGUGUCUUGCCGGCGGUUUUUUCGCGGCCUGUUGUUGCCAAGGGCAGGUUCUGGCGUUUCUGCAUUAUCUGCAUUGCCACCUAGAUUGCAGAAGCACCGCCAAGUUCAUCAUGCGGUCAUCCCUCAUGGAAGAAGUGGGAGGUCCUCCGUUAGUGGCAUUGUGGCCACUGUCUUUGGAGCUACAGGCUUCCUGGGACGAUAUGUUGUCAAUCGUUUAGGUCGCAUUGGAUCUCAAGUAAUCAUCCCCUAUCGCUGUGAUCAAUAUGAUCUCAUGUAUCUGCGACCAAUGGGUGACCUGGGACAACUUCUCUUCCUAGAGUGGGACUGUAAAGAUAAAGACUCUAUCCGAAGAGCCGUGGAACACAGCAAUGUGGUCAUUAAUCUUGUUGGAAAGGAGUGGGAAACAAAAAACUUCAAUUUUGAAGAUGAAUUUGUAAAUAUUCCUAGAAGUAUUGCCCAGAUAAGUAGGGAAGCUGGUGUGGAAACACUUGUGCAUAUAUCUCAUCUGAAUGCUAACAUGAAGAGUCCUUCCAAAUACCUCAGAAGUAAAGCAGUUGGAGAGAAAGCAGUGAAGGAAGAAUUUCCAGAUGUUAUAAUUUUGAAGCCCUCUGAGAUGUUUGGGAGAGAGGACCGCUUUCUCAAUCACUAUGCAAACAUGCGCUGGUUUGGUGGUGUACCUCUUAUUUCUCUGGGAAAAAAAACAGUGAAGCAACCAGUAUAUGUAGUUGAUGUUGCAAAGGCAAUUAUUAAUGCAAUUAAGGAUCCUGAUGCCAAAGGAAAAACAUAUGCCUUGGUUGGACCUAAUCGAUACCUACUUUAUGACUUGGUGGAGUACAUCUAUGCUGUUGCUUUUCGAACCUUUUUUCCAUAUCCACUUCCACGUCCUCUUUAUCAUUUAAUUGCAAGAUGCUUUGAGAUUAAUCCAUUUGAACCAUGGUUAACACGAGACAAAGUGGAUCGGUUUCAUACAACUGACAUGACAUUUCCUGAUCUUCCUGGUCUGGAGGACCUGGGUAUUCAACCAACGCCUCUAGAACAAAAAGCAAUUGAAGUUCUGCGCCGUCACCGUAGGUUCCGCUGGUUGGAGGCUGAGCUGGAGGAAGCAAAGCCAGCAAAGACUUAUCCCAUGUAACAGUUGCCAAGGUUACUCAUGCUUCCUAAAUUGCUUCCCUGUAACCUAGUUUGAAGAACUGUGUACACACUGAGUAAAAUCUGUUAAUCACAUGAACUGUAUUUCACUAGUGUUCCUGUCUCAUUUUUAAUUAUGGGUGAAUCUCAGUGAUAUUUAGUAGUUCUCUUUAAUAGGUCAUGAGGAAAUAUGUCAUUUACUCCACUUUUAAAUUUGAGAAUUUCAUUAUUUUGAGAUGCUCCAAACUUUUAUGUGUAGAGCUGUUGCUUUGAUUUUUGGCAGGAGAGAUGAGUUGUGUUUCAAAAUUAAAUAAUGAUGAUUAUUUAAAGACCCAAAGAAGGAACCUUACCUUUUACCACAUAGAAAGUACAACAAAGUGCUGCUGCCACAUAGUACUUUGCUUUCUAUUUGGUUAAGUUUUGGUUAGAUUUUGACAGGGGCACUGUAAGGCAUGAUGUAGUUAAGGCAGAGUAAGAUUUGUGCACUGGGCUGAGGAGAGAUCUAGAUCUUCUGUUUUCAGUACAAUGCUCUGAUGACUCCAAGAAAAGAGAAAGGAAGAGAAGGAAGAUAUUCUGUGAAUCAAGGGAGCUUUUAGUUUUGGAAGAAGGCCAAGUUGCAUUAAUUAGAAUGAGCUGAGUUUGGUGAGAAACCUGGUUUUAAUUGGUCCUGGGAGAGAGGAUACAGUGAGUGACAGAACAUCUUGUUUUCCUUGUCAAGUUUCCUACUAUUUGCCUUUGUUGGCUGUGACAACAGGAGAGGAGGGAAUGGGACAAAGCGGGCAAAUGAUAAGCAUGUCAAAGAGAGAAUCCUAGUGGGAUUGCAGAAACAUGACAUGGAGGUUGGGACUAAGAAGAUGAUUAAUAUGGAGCAUAGGAGAAAAAAAGCUCAAUCUUGAGUUGAUCAAAAAGUCCAAGGAGAGUAGGAGAAGAAGCACAAGUCUUUCCAUUACAUCAAAGUCAUCGCUGAAACAAAGGAUCAAAAUCUGCUUCUCUGCUGUCACCAAGCUACUGUAAAAACCCCAGCCAAACAAUUUAUUUAAUUUGAAUGGUGCCUCCUGUUGCUCAUCUUGAUAUGCGACCUACUUCUGGUAAUGUUUCUACUGUUGGGAGGUGUUGGGUGCAUGUAAUUGUAUAGAUUUUUCCGAUCCUGCCUUUUCAUGUUGGCUUUUAUGGAUUGUUUGUUUAUUUCUGUGAAGUUCGCUCAUUCGAAGUUUACCAAGUCACACAUUCAAAGCUAUCAAAAAUUAGAAGUGAAGUGCAUAUUGUUAAUUUGAUCCCUAACUGUUAACAAUUUUUCUUUUACUUGCUUGUAUAUUUUUUCCCAAGGAACCAUAACUUUAAUAUGCUAACAAAUCAUAACAAAUACCUGGUUUGAUCUAAUUUAUGUGGCAUACAGGUGAUUUACUGCAUGCUAUUCAAAUCCUAUGGUUUAAUGCUGUAGUACUACAGUGUAAUACUUAGUGUAGUAAACUGCAGUACAUUUUGUAUUGUCUCCCAUGGACUGCAGAGAUGAACAAUUACCAUUCUGUUCAUACAUGAACAAUGGUCUGUUUCCAUUUACAGAUGGCAAAAAGGCUGAAAAAAUGGCAAAGGCAAAAUACUCCUAGUGUAAGUCAGUUUGAAAAGACUUACU